Alosa alosa (allis shad) is the source of this 1884-nucleotide messenger RNA. RefSeq names its product trichohyalin-like. The record is from RefSeq and is a predicted model, not a curated record. NCBI's taxonomy places the organism in Eukaryota, Metazoa, Chordata, Actinopteri, Clupeiformes, Clupeidae. The annotation marks the transcript as partial. The transcript is spliced from 2 exons.
GCUGACCUAAAACAAACAGAGGAAAAGUGGACAAAAGUAGCCCUGCAAAAGGAUGAUGAGUGGAAAGAGAAAUGCAGAGAGAUUGAAAAACAAAGAGAGGAGGCAGAAAAAGAGGCAAAAACGAGGGAAGAACAGGUGAAACACCUUGAGCAAGAGAAAAAGCAAAGUCAGAUUCAAAUAGAAGAGGAGAGACAAAAUGAGAGAGAAAGGCUCCUAGAGAUCCAAAAAAUGGAGAUGGAGGAGAGCCUAAGAGAGAUGGAACAGAGAACAUUGGAAAUGGAGAAAAAAGAAGAGAAAAGACGUCAGUAUAUUGAGGAGAGAGAAAGAGAGAUGGAACAGAAAAGGAUGGAGAUGGAGAGAAAAGAAGCUGAGAAAAGAAAAAGAGAGAUGGAGCAAAAACAAGAACUGGAGUUACAAAAGGAAGAAGAAGCAGAGAAACUGAAGGAAAUUGAGAAAAGCAUAAAAGAAAAAUGUGAGUCUGAGCUUAAACAAAUAGAGGACAAGAGAGAAGAACAUCAACAGCUUCAAACUGAAGAGGAAAAACAAAGAGAGUCACAAAGUCUACUCGAGAUCCAGAGCAGGGAAAAUGAAAAUAGGCAAGCAGAAAUGGACAACAGAAAGUUAGAAAUGGAAAAGGAAGAAGUGGAAGCUGGACAAAUGAAAGUGGAGGAAGAAAAGAAGGAAAUAAACAGACAAAUGGAAAUGAGACGAAAAGAGACAGACAGAGAGAUGGAAAGAAGAGACACUGAAGCAAGAAAAACUAGACUGGACAUUAUUCGAGAACAACAGAGGGAGAGAAAGAGCGAGCGCAUGAGAAAGGCAGAAGAGAGACAGAAAGAGGAGCAAAGAAAGAGAGAAGAGCGACAAAAUCAGGAUGAGGAAGCAAGAUACUGGUAUGAACACCCAGAAGAAUGGCGUAAGAACCAAGAAAAACUGGCCAUCCAGAAAGAAGAGGCACGACAACAAGAGCUGGAAAAAAAGUGGGAAGAAGAGGCCAGGAGACUUGAAGAAUUAAAUAGAAGGCAAAAUGAAUAUGAGGAGAAAAUGAGGCCUGAGCGACAGAGAGAAAAAGAGAAACGGAAGGAGGCUCAAAUGCAGCGCCAACUAGAAUUGGAAAAACAGGACGAAUUGGACAGACAAAGGGAGCUAGAAAUGGAAAGAGAGAGAGAACAGGAAAUUCAGAGACAGAGGGAAGAGGAAAUGGAGAGAAAGAGACAAGAGGAAGAAAUGCAGAGACAAAAACAAGAGGAAGAAAUGCAAAGACAAAAAAAAGAGGAAGAAAUGCAGAGGCAAAAACAAGAAGAAAUGGAGAGUCAGACAAAGGAGGAACAACAGGAGGACAAGGGAACAUUCUGGGAACAAACUGAUGAUGAGUGUAGUGAUGAGAGCAGUGAUGAGACUAAUGAUGAUGAGAGGGAAUCACAGGAUGAGACAGAUGCUCCGGUCCGAGAUAAGAGUAUGAGAAGGAGGUUCAUCGGAUGGCUCAAUGGAAAGAUGAAAGAGCGAUAUGAGACAAAAAUUGAGAGGACCAUCAUGAGAGAAGAGGAAGAAGGUGAAGAACCUUAUUUUCAAGUAUUCAAAGGAUACAUGACCCGGGCCAAAAGAGAGCAGGAGAAACGCAAGAGCCUAGUGGAUGCAGAGGCAAAAAGACAAAAUCUAGAGUCAUCCUGGCUUGAGUGGGAAAAAGAAAAGAAAGAGAAAAAGAUAAAGAGGAAAGAGCAGAAGAAAGAGGCCAGAAGCCAAGCCCAGUUGGGUCAAAAGAUUCUCAAACUGAAUGAAGAGGCUGACAGGAACCUUGAUAAGUAUAAUGGCACUAACAUAUACUCCUCCCAGAACAAACUCUUGAGGAAACAGAUGAUUGGCUGGGAUAGGAAAAGAAAAUAA